Messenger RNA from Penicillium digitatum Pd1, 4401 nucleotides. NCBI's taxonomy places the organism in Eukaryota, Fungi, Ascomycota, Eurotiomycetes, Eurotiales, Aspergillaceae. The record is from RefSeq and is a predicted model, not a curated record.
AUGACAUCAGAGACAAGCUCGCACGAGCUGAUGGAAAAGGAUGAGGUAACGCCACCUCACACCGGAGACGCAUCAACUAUUGGUGAUUAUCCUAUGGCAUUCAUCGACCAAGUCGAUGUCAAGACCCUCACUAGAAUAGCCACUCAACGAUCACGCCGACAAUCGACCCUUGGAACCACAGAUAACUUAACAGUCCUCGCUCAACAAGAUCCAUCUCUCGACCCCCAAUCCGGAAAUUUUGACUUGCAUAAAUGGCUCAAAGCGGCUUUCAACGAUCUCAACCGAGAUGGCCGCUCAGGACACACGUCGGAUGUCAUUUUUAAGCAACUCAAUGUAUAUGGAUCGGGCGCUGCGCUGCAGUUCCAAGAUACGGUCACUUCUAUCCUGACUACCCCCUUUAGAGUGCCUCAAAUCAUUCGUGAAUCACACUCCCCCCAAAGACGAAUUCUCAAAGAUUUCAACGGCCUUUUGAGAAGUGGCGAGCUGUUGCUUGUGCUUGGUCGCCCAGGUGCCGGCUGUAGUACACUGCUGAAGUCAAUGACUGGAGAGCUGCACGGUUUGAAACUGGACAAGGAGAGUGUCAUCCAUUACAAUGGAAUACCCCAACCUCGCAUGAUGAAAGAGUUCAAGGGCGAACUUGUAUACAACCAAGAGGUUGACCGACACUUCCCUCAUUUGACCGUUGGCCAGACUCUGGAGUUUGCAGCUGCAACACGAACUCCCGCUCAUCGGUUCCAAGGCAUGUCGCGCGCAGAAUAUGCCAAAUAUCUGGCUCAGAUCAUCAUGGCUGUCUUUGGACUGAGUCAUACAUACAACACGCGAGUCGGAGACGAUUUCAUCCGAGGGGUUUCGGGUGGUGAGCGGAAGCGUGUCAGUAUUGCAGAGAUGGCCCUAGCCCAUGCCCCAAUCGCUGCCUGGGACAACUCUACUCGAGGGUUGGACUCCGCCACGGCAUUGAAGUUUGUCGAGGCUUUGCGGCUGUCAUCUGAUAUCACUGGCUCGUGUCAUGCGGUCGCUAUCUACCAGGCCAGUCAAAGCAUUUACGAUGUAUUUGACAAGGUGAUUGUACUUUACGAAGGCCAUCAAAUCUUCUUCGGACCUGCUGCCGCAGCUAAGUCGUACUUUGAGAAUCAAGGAUGGGAUUGUCCGACUCGACAGACUACUGGAGAUUUCCUCACCUCUAUUACAAAUCCUCAGGAGCGGACAGCGAAGCCCGGCAUGGAAAAUCGUGUUCCCCGUACGCCUGAGGACUUUGAGGCUGCAUGGCUCAAGUCCCCUGAGUAUAAGCAAUUGCUGAAUGAAACGGCUGAAUAUGAAGGGCAAAAUCCCGUUGGAUAUGAUGUGCAAGCCGUCGCUGAUCUCCAGCAGUGGAAGCGUGGCGCCCAGGCCAAACACACCCGGCCCAAGUCCCCGUAUAUCAUCAGUGUCCCUAUGCAAAUUAAACUCAACACUGUUCGCGCCUAUCAACGACUCUGGAACAAUGCCGCCGCAACUAUCUCUACGGUGGUCACUAAUAUUAUCAUGGCUCUGAUCGUCGGAUCUGUCUUCUAUGGAACUCCGGAUGCAACUGCAGGCUUUACGUCCAAGGGCGCAACUCUUUUCUUUGCUGUCCUUCUCAAUGCCCUCACGGCAAUGUCCGAAAUCAACAGUCUAUACUCGCAACGUCCAAUUGUCGAAAAACAUAACUCCUUUGCCUUUUACCAUCCUGCCACGGAAGCCAUUGCUGGUGUGCUAAGUGAUGUACCGGUGAAGUUUGCAAUGGCUGUCGUAUUCAACAUCAUCCUAUACUUCCUGGCCGGUCUGAAAAGAGAAGCAUCUAACUUUUUCCUCUACUUCCUCAUCACAUUCAUUAUCACGUUCGUCAUGAGUGCAGUCUUCCGCACAUUAGCCGCUGUCACCAAAACUAUCUCACAGGCAAUGGGCCUGGCAGGUGUCAUGAUUCUGAUUCUUGUUGUUUACACCGGUUUUGUCCUCCCUGUGCCAUCUAUGCAUCCGUGGUUCAAGUGGCUUCAUUAUCUCAAUCCGAUAUACUACGCCUUCGAGAUACUGAUUGCCAACGAGUUCCAUGCUCGCGAGUUCCCUUGCUCUUCCUUUGUUCCCUCCUAUGCCGACCUAUCAGGUAAAGCAUUCAGUUGCACUGCGGCUGGUUCGACGGCGGGCUCUACAACUGUCAAUGGUGACCGGUACAUUGAACUGAACUACACCUAUAGCUACUCUCACGUCUGGCGAAACUUUGGCAUUCUGAUAGCGUUCUUGAUCGGUUUCAUGCUCAUCUACUUUGCCGCAACCGAGAUCAACUCCGCUACUACUAGCACUGCCGAAGCUUUGGUCUUCCGUCGCGGUCAUGAGCCUGCUAGAUUCCGCAAAGGCAAUAGGUCUGGGUCCGAUGUUGAAAGCACCGAGCCAUCUAAGUCUCAGCCUACUGCGGACACAGACGAUAAGGGGAUGGGUGCUAUGCAGGCUCAGACCGAUACCUUCACUUGGCGCAAUGUUUGCUAUGAUAUUGAGAUUAAGGGGGAGCCACGUCGUCUGUUGGAUAACGUUUCCGGAUGGGUCAAGCCUGGAACCCUUACAGCACUGAUGGGUGUUAGUGGCGCUGGAAAGACGACUUUGCUAGAUGUUUUGGCACACCGCACAUCGAUGGGUGUUAUCACUGGUGAUAUGUUUGUCAAUGGCCAUGAAUUGGAUCAGAGUUUCCAGCGAAAGACAGGAUAUGUUCAGCAGCAAGAUCUUCACCUCGAUACGUCUACUGUGCGUGAGUCACUACGAUUCAGUGCUAUGCUGCGUCAGCCAGCCUCCGUCUCGGUUAAGGAAAAGUACGACUAUGUCGAGGAUGUGAUCAAAAUGUUGAAAAUGGAGGAGUUUGCGGAAGCCAUUGUUGGUGUUCCUGGUGAGGGUCUGAACGUCGAGCAGCGCAAGCUGUUGACUAUCGGUGUCGAAUUGGCGGCCAAACCCAAUGGUCUCGACUCUCAAAGCUCCUGGGCUAUUUGCUCAUUCCUUCGCAAGCUUGCUGAGCACGGCCAAGCAGUUCUUUGCACGAUCCAUCAACCCAGCGCCAUGCUCUUCCAACAAUUCGAUCAGCUAUUGUUCCUCGCUCGAGGCGGUAAGACUGUGUACUUUGGGCCAGUUGGAGAGAAUUCUAGCACAAUGCUCAAGUACUUCGAAUCAAACGGUGCGCGUAAGUGUGACGAUAGGGAGAACCCAGCUGAGUACAUGCUGGGAAUUGUCAAUGCUGGUAAAAAUGACAAGGGCCAGGACUGGUUCGAUGUGUGGAAGCAGAGCAACGAAAGCAGGCAGGUCCAGACUGAGCUCGAUCGAAUUCACAAAGAAAAGGGAAAUGAGUCCUCUGCCGUUGGUGACUCAUCCCAAGGUCACUCUGAAUUUGCCAUGCCAUUCUGGUUCCAAAUAAACCAGGUCAUGUACCGCGUGUUCCAGCAAUACUGGCGCAUGCCAUCCUACAUUCUGGCGAAAUGGGGGCUUGGAGUUGUCUCUGGUCUAUUCAUUGGUUUCUCUUUCUACGGUGCCAAAACGUCACUGCAGGGUAUGCAGACUGUUAUUUACUCUCUCUUCAUGAUUUGUACAAUCUUCUCGUCAUUGGCGCAACAGAUCAUGCCCGUCUUCGUCAGCCAGCGAUCGCUCUACGAGGGCCGUGAACGCCCCAGCAAAUCCUACUCCUGGAAAGCUUUCCUUAUUGCAAACAUCGUUGUAGAGAUCCCCUUCAUGGUCGUUAUGGGUGUUUUGACCUACGCCUCCUACUUCUAUGCUGUCGUUGGAAUCCCUGACUCGCUGACCCAGGGCACUGUGCUCCUGUUCUGCAUUGUCUUCUUCAUCUAUGCCAGCACCUUCACACACAUGGUCAUUGCUGGCCUCCCAGAUGAAACAACUGCCAGUGCAGUAGUCGUUCUUCUGUUCGCGAUGUCUCUCAUGUUCUGUGGUGUGAUGCAGACCCCAUCUGCUCUUCCCGGCUUCUGGAUCUUCAUGUACCGUGUCUCACCUUUCACAUACUGGGUCGGUGGCAUGGCUAGCACACAGCUGCACAAUCGCCAGGUUGUAUGUUCAACCUCCGAACUAGCCAUCUUCGAUCCACCCUCUGGUCAGACUUGCGGACAGUAUCUCAUGAAAUAUGUCACUGCCGCUGGUGGUCAGUUGCUCAACCCCGAGGCUACGAGUGAUUGCAGUUACUGCUCUCUCAAAGUUGCAGAUCAGUACCUCAGCACGGCCGGUAUCUUCUAUUCUGAAAGGUGGCGCAACUUCGGCAUCAUGUGGGCUUUCAUCGCUUUCAAUGUUUUCAUAGCUACAAUCAUGUACUAUCUCAUCCGUGUGAAGCGGUGGAGCAGUGCAGAUAUGAAGGAAUCAGUGAUGAAGCUCAUUCCUGGGAAGAAAUCAAAGGGUGAUAACUAA